AUGUCGCCAGCGCAUUUAAUUGACUCCAUUCCACCAUCGGUCAUGUCUGAUUCAGAACCUACUCGUGCAAACGGUGCAGGUCGCCCAAGCUCUAGCGGGGUCGCGAAACCUCCUGGUGCGCAGAUCCGACGGCGAGCGGCAGGCUCACAAGCCGCAAGGCCGAACUCGAGUCGCGCAGCGGGGGCAGGAGGGUCGUCAAACACCAUGCUCAAGCUGUACACUGACGAUUCACCGGGACUCCGAGUGGAUCCAUUCAUCGUGCUCGUGCUCUCCCUCUCCUUUAUUGCCUCUAUCUUCUUCCUCCAUAUUUCCGCCAAGAUCAUUCGCGCCUUCACAAAAUAGCCGCCUCGCAGUGCUGUUCGCUCGCUCGCUUCACGCCUUGCAUACGCGUUCCGGAAGGCUUGUCAAGUGUCCUGUGUGUACUCGUACAGGAGGGUACCGAAUCAUAUGGUGUGCAUGCGGUUUGGGCUUGCCGCCUUGGUUCAUGAUGACUUGGAUUAGGCCUUAAUUGGAUAUCCAGGUAGGGCGCCUGGAAGGACGUUCGUAUAUCAACAUACCCUAUCAUGCUGCAUUGCACAUGCAGAGCUCGUUAUACUAAACAGAGUCAUAUUACCCAUGCUUUGUGCAAUGCGGUUGCUGGUUUGCCAUGUUUGAGAG
Molecule: messenger RNA, 657 nt
Organism: Laetiporus sulphureus 93-53
Lineage: Eukaryota; Fungi; Basidiomycota; Agaricomycetes; Polyporales; Laetiporaceae
Product: Pre protein translocase Sec Sec61-beta subunit
Exons: 4
Coding region: 1-342 (113 amino acids)
Biological process (GO): intracellular protein transport
Cellular component (GO): Sec61 translocon complex
Source: RefSeq, a predicted model, not a curated record